GAAGAAGAAGACGCGUCAGUCAUUUAUCUCAGAGAGAAACAGCCGCAACAUCGUCGCGUUUCUGUUUCUAUGACGACGUCCACAGCUUCCUCGCGUUCACGUAGUUUGGUGUUUUUGCAGAUUUUAACCUGAAGUUUAAAUCGCUGAUCUCAGGAGCCGCCCCGGCGGCCAUGUCCCGCCACCACCCGUACCGCCUGCCGCCGCCGGACCCCGACGCCAGACCCGAGCGGCGCGGCGCGGCCUCGGGCGAUCUCCACAGACGGCCUCAGGGGUCCUCGUCGUCCAGGGCUCCGGCAGCUCCGGCACCCCAGGACCACGAGGCCGGCCUCCUGGUCAGCUGCGGUCUGGAACCCGCGGACCUGUCUCUGCUGGCCGAGCUUCCCGAAGACGUGCUGACGGUGGAGGCGCUGCCGCACAUCCUGCGGCAGCUCAAGGACAGCCGCGGCGUCGGCACCGGCACCGGCAAGCCUCCCAGGGCAGCUCCUCCCAGGGCAGCUCCUCCCAGGGCGGCUCCUCCCAGGGCGGCUCCUCCCAGGGCGGCUGCUCCCAGGGCGGCUCCGCCCACAUCCUCCUCCCACCGGACCUGCUCCGGCCUCUCCCCCAGGGACCGGGAGCUGCUCCGGAACCAGCCGGUCCGGUACCCGCUGGACCGGAUCCCGUCGUCCGUGCCUCCUCACCUCCCGCUCUCGGCGCCUCCGCACCUCCCACCCUCGGCGCCUGCGCACCUCCUGCCAUCGGCGCCUCCGCACCUCCCGCCAUCGGCGCCUCCGCACCUCCCGCCCUCGGGGCCUCCGCACCUCCCGCCCUCGGCGCCUCCGCACCUCCCGCCCUCGACGCCUCCGCACCUCCCGCCCUCGGGGCCUCCGCACCUCCCGCCCUCGGCGCCUCCGCACCUCCCGCCGCAGGCCUACAGGUCCAGGCCGGUGCCGAACCAGGACUACCGGUCCCGCCCCCCGGUGACGCGGGUCCCGGGGCAGCCCCCGCCUCCCCAGCAGCAGCAGCCCCCGCCCCCCCAGCAGCAGCAGCCCCUGCCCCCCCAGCAGCAGCAGCCCCCCCCAGCGUGGGGAGGGAGCCGGCGCUCCUCCAGAGCCGCCCCCCCGGCCGCCCCCUCCAGGAAGCAGGCCCUGGACUUCCACGGCAGGACGCCGGCCUUGUUCCCGUACUCCUGCUCGCUGUGUGACAUCACCGUGCUGUCGGAGCGGGUCUGGAUGCAACACGUGAACAGCACCGCCCACGCAGACGGACAGCUGGGCCUGCUGCAAGAGUGUCCCAGCUGGGACUGUCGGGUUGAAACCUCCAGCAGGGACGAUGAGCGGUCGGAGAGUCCGCGGGACGCAGGGAAGGCGGUGAAGGCUGCAGCGGCAGCGGCGGCGGCCGUGAAGGUGGCGGCGGCCGUGAAGACGGCGGCGGCGGCUCCUCGCAGAGCCGGCCACAGCCAGGCAGCACUACAGUCCAGCAAGAAGCAGCAGAAGUCUUCAGAACGGGGGAAGGUGGUCUGUGUCAAAUUUCCAGCUCAGUCUGUGGACGAGGCGGAUCUCAGAAAACUGACGGAGCCUUUCGGAAAAGUCGUGAGGAUCCUCCUGUUUCCAUCUCUGGCCUUCGUGGAGCUGGGCUCGGUGGACCAGGCCCAGGACCUGGUCCGGUGUCUGAGCAGCGACCCGCCCACGCUGAAGGGAGUUCAAAUGGAGUUCAGCAUCUCCACCACCUUCAGCUUCCUGCAGAGCUCUCAGGUCGUCAGCUUCCUUCCCGCCCCGUCAGGAGACGACGGACGCUCAGAUCUGAUCAGCAUCAUCAAGCGUUUCGGGACGCCGCUCUACACGCUCUUCCUGCCGUCCAAGGUCUUCGUGGAGAUGACCAACCCGUCUCAGGCCCAGAAACUGGUGGAUUAUUAUUCCUCCAACCGGCUCAGGAUCGACCAGGACCAGGUCUCUGUGGCCUUCGCUGCCGAGUACAAGACCCUCAGGGGCGUCUCUUCAGCCCGGAGGUUCGAGGAGGAACCCGUCUCCGUCCAGAGGACCAGCAGAGACCCCGAGACCAGGACCAGGUCCAGGUCCAGAGACCGGUACCGGAGAGACAAGAAGACCAGAACCAGUCCAGAGUCCAGGUCCAGGUCCAGGUCCAGAGAGAGGUCUAGAGAGAGGAAGCAGAGACAAGGAGAGACCAGGAGCAGGUCCAGAGACCAGGACCAGGACCCCCCCAGCAGGUCCACAGGACCGAUGGAGACCAGAGAGAGUCUGGAAGAACCACAGAAACCAAGAGAGCUACGGGCGGGUCCGGGCGUUGCCACGGAGACGGAGGCUGCGGGGGACGAGGAGGACGAGUCUGAGGACGAGGAGAGCGACCUGGAGGGGGUGGAGACACCUGAAGAGGAGGAGGGAGGACGGGCUCAGGAGACACCCGUGUCCCAGGAGACACCCGUGUCCCAGGAGACACCCGUGUCCCAGGAGACACCCGUGUCCCAGGAGACACCCGUGUCCCAGGAGACACCCGUGUCCCAGGAGACACCCGUGUCCCAGGAGACACCCGUGUCCCAGGAGACACCCGUGUCCCAGGAGACAGGGGACACCAACGAAGACGUGGAGAUGAAGACGGAAGGAGACGAGAUGAAGACAGACAAAGACGAGGAGAUGAAGGAAGACGAGACAAAGACAAAAGAAGACAAGAUGAAGAAACCUGAGGAAGAGGAGGAGGGAGGACGGGCUCAGGAGACACCCGUGUCCCAGGAGACAGGGGACACCAACGAAGAAGAGAAGACCAACGAAGACGUGGAGAUAAAAGAAGACGAGGAGAUGAAGACGGAAGGAGACGAGACGAAGACAGACAAAGACGAGGAGAUGAAAGAAGACGAGACGAAGACAAAAGAAGACGAGGCAAAGACAAAAGAAGACGAGACGAAGACAGAAGAAGACGCGGAGAUGAAAGAAGACGAGGAAAUGAAGACGGAAGGAGAAGAAGAGACGAAAGAAGAGACGAAAGAAGACGAGACUAAGACCAACGAAGACGAGGAGACGAGUGGAGCUCAGGAGGAAGAACCGGAGGACACGGCGGAAGGAGACGAGGUCUCCCCCAUGGAGCUGGACUCCAACCGGGUCGUCCUCCGCGGGUCCAGACGGGUCAGAACCGUGGCCCGGAGAGCCCCCCAGGACCAGGACCAGGACCAGGACCAGGACCAACCCGGUCCAGUGGCUCCAGAGACCGGGCCCCGGAGCAGGCGGGCUGCACAAGGCCCGGCGCGGCCUGGGAGGAACCUGCGGCCCAGAACCAGGUCCAGGAAGAGUCCGAAGAAGGAGGCGGAACCAGAACCCUCGGAACCAGGAGGACCUGAGACCGGACCGGAGACCGGACUUGAGACCAGACCUGAGACCGGACUUGAGACCAGACCUGAGACCGGACCUGAGACCGGACCUGAGACCAGACCUGAGACCGGACCUGGGACGAGACCUGAGACCAGAUCCGAGACCGGGCCAGAGACCGGACCUGAGACCGGACCUGAGACCGGACCUGAGACCGGACCUGAGACCAGACCUGAGACCAGACCUGGUACUGGACCUGAGACCGGACCUGGGACGAGACCUGAGACCAGAUCCGAGACCGGACCUGAGACCGGACCUGAGACCGGACCUGAGACCGGACCUGAGACCAGACCUGAGACCGGGUCAGAGACUAGACCCGAGACCGGGUCAGAGACCGGACCUGAGACCAGACCUGAGACCGGGUCAGAGACUAGACCCGAGACCGGACCUGAGACCAGACCUGGUACUGGACCUGAGACCGGACCUGAGACCGGACCGGAGACCGGGUCAGAGACCGGUCCGAUGUGUGUCCAGGACUCCAGAACCGGACCUGGACCCACAGAACCGGACAGAACCAGCCCACCCGUCGGUGCGGAGUUCGUGCGGCCGGUGGUCGGAUACUUCUGCCGGCUCUGCCAGCUGAUCUUCUGUGACGAGGACGAGGCCAAACUGAUCCACUGCAGCACGCCGGAGCACCGCCGCCGCUACCAGGUCGCCACGGAGGCGAGAGGAACCGACCCGGGGCCCAGAUGA
Molecule: messenger RNA, 4046 nt
Organism: Cololabis saira (Pacific saury)
Lineage: Eukaryota; Metazoa; Chordata; Actinopteri; Beloniformes; Belonidae
Gene: matr3l1.1
Product: matrin 3-like 1.1
Exons: 17
Coding region: 171-4046 (1291 amino acids)
Molecular function (GO): RNA binding
Source: RefSeq, a predicted model, not a curated record